UGGCAAGGACACCCUGGCUCUUGUGCCAUCCCAGGCCAGGCUCCAGCAGCCAGGUGGGAGCAACCCCAGGGCUGCAGCUGCUGCAGAGCCUCUGCCAGGAGGCCGGGGCCUCUGACAACACCUGAGGGAAAGUCUCUUUGCUUCCUCCACAGCCAUGGCCUCGCCAGAGGACACACAAGAGGGGGAUGCAAAGGCACAGCUCCUGGCAGAGGCAUUUCAGAAGGAAGGACUGGAUGCUGGAUACUGGCUGCCCAAAAUGUCACAGAUCCUGGGAAUCAAGUGCAGAGAAGCCCUGCAGCAUCUGGAAUAUAAAGACUACCUCAAGCUGGAGUGUGAGGUACGGCACCCCUGGGAGAAAAAGGCACUCCAGAAACUCCUGAAUAUAACAGAUGACAAAACAGCCUCUAAAGAGGUGCAAAAGGAGCACAUGGAGAAGGCAAAGCAAAGGCAGGAAGUGGCCAAACAAGCCCUGAAAGAUCUGACAGAAAUGCUCAACAGCCACAGCCACAGCCAGGAUGUGCUGAGGGAGCAAGCAGAGACUCUGUGGCAAGCCAUGGAGAUUCCCAAAGAGUUCUGGCCAUCGCCAAAGGAACCCUUGGCAGAAAUGCUGGAGAGCAUCCAUAAGCAGCUGGAGCAGCAGCAGGAGAUGUCAGCAGGCAGGAGGGAGAACAUCCCUGACACCGAGGUGCUGAGGCGGGCGUCGGGGGGACUGGCCCUGCAGGGCAUCUACAGAACCAGCAGAGCUGGAGAUGUGCUGGCAACGCGAGAGCAGCUCCUCAGGGUUCCUGAGGGAUUCCAGCUCGCCGGUCCAGAGCAAGGAUCAAUGCUUGAGAGGAGGGAGUUCUCCUCCUCUGCAGCAGAAUCCACUUUCACCAAGUCCAUGGAGCAGCUGGGGUUCAGCAUGAGCAUUUCUACCAAAUUUGCAUUCUGGAAAGUUAAUCCGGGAGCGGUUGUAGAUCACAGCAGCUCCUCGCAGUCCGACGCCACCCACCAGUGCCACUCUGAGCAGAGCUACUUCUGCACCACCAAGUUCCAGUACAUCCCCCUGGCCUCCUGCUACUUCCAAAGGCAUCAGCUUUGCCUCUCGGAUGCGGCUCUGCGGGAGCUGCAAGACAUGGAGCAGAUUUUGGGCUUCACUCGGAAAGAGGACAACCCAGACUUUGUGAAAAUGUGUGAGAGCUUCUUCAGCAGGUUUGGAUCCCACAUAAACCAGGGUCCCCUCCACUUUGGGGGGAUAUUCUGGUGGAAGGCGUCCACAGAAGGAUUCCAAGCUGAGCAACAGGAAGAGGUGAAGCGACAAACAUCUGCAGCACUGAACAGCUUUGUCAGGAAGAGCUAUGGUGACUUCCCCGCAAGUGCUGCAGGGGCCCUGGAUGUUUCCAAAUCCAUCUCACAGGCUUCUGUCCUGGGAAGAACCGGAGAGAAUUCCCAUUCAGCCAUUCAGCUCUCUGUGAUCAACACAGGGGGCCCAGCAGACACAACUUCUCUUCCUCAGUGGAAAACGGGGCUCGUGUCUGAUAACACAACGUGGUGCGUUAUCGACCGUGGCUUUGAGCUGAUCCCAGUGUGGGACGUCAUCCUGUGCAAUCACAGUGGGGAUUUUAAGUCUAUUGAUCAGAUGAGCGGAGCCCUCAGGGAUGCGUACAAAGCGCUGACGAAUGAGAGUGUUGGAACCAUUUUUGGAGAGGACCUGGGCAGUGCAGUGCAAGAGGCCAGAGAUUUCAUGGAGACUGUGAAGGCCUGGGAGGUACCAGCGGAUGAAAGGAAGCUGCUCCUGCUGAUGGAGCUCAAAGAUGAUCUGAAUGCAAAAACCAGGAACCACAGUGUGUGGAUCAAUGUGUGCCUGUCAGACAAAGCCCUGCAGGACUUCCUGGUGAACACUGUGUGGAGCUACAAGGAGUCACCUCCAGAAAGCACCUCCUCUGUCAAGGUAAUGCUGAGAAGCCUCCUGGAUCCUCACAUCUACUCUGUCAAGGACUUCCCUGAGGCUUCUUUCAUUAUGCAAUGGAUCUUCCAGACUGAGCACCAGCUUCCCGUAUCUCCCAAAAUCUCUGAGCUUGAAGAACUCAUCAAAACACUGAAGCAAAUGAAGGAGCACAUCUAUGCUGUCACCUACGCACCAGGAAGCUCUGCUUCUGCCGUUCAUGAAGCAAAGAUAAAAGCCACCCUGACCAGCAGCCUCGCCAUUUAUUCCUUACUCCAGUCUCUCCAGGAACGGGCUGAGAAGGACAUGGAACUGUUGGUGCUCUUGAUUGUGACCAGCACAGGGUACCAGGUGGAAAGCAGCACUUUUCAGCACCUCCUUGGACAUCCAGAAAUUCUGUACAUGGCCAAGGAAAUGGCAGAGGCAUAUGAGGAGUACGUGAACCUGAAGGAGCAGGAUGCUGACACAGCUGAGGCCUCCCUUCUGCUGAUGGGUCUGACUGUGACACCAGAAAGUCAAAAGCUGUCCCCUGAGCAGAAGAGGGAGCGUUUAGUUUUCAUGGAGGAUCACAUGAAAGGCUUGUGGUCCACACGGAUAAAGAAUCUCCUCCGAAAGCACAGUGCAGAUGGAGACUGGGAGAGGCUGGAACAGGACUUGAAUUCCUUGAUCAGUGGGUGCUUGGAUGACAAACUGGACAAAAAGAAGAUGCACAACAUACUCACAGACCUGGAAGACACUUUUGCAAAAUCUGAGGCACCCAGUGAGUCUCAACCAAAGCCAGACAGCAGCCAAUCCAAAGCAAAUGAAGCCAUUGCAAACCAGGAAUUCCUCCAGUUGCUCAAGCGCCUUGGACUUGAAAGUCACUAUCCAAGAAAAAUGGGGAUGGGAGAUUUCUGCACCAUUUGCAGAACAUCUCUGCAGGACAGCCAGCCCAGCAAGGACAAGGAACUGCCCUUCUACUUCUUGCAAAAGCUCUUAACUGUGGAUUACCAGGUGAGGUACUUGACUUGCUGGGAAACAAGCAGCCAAAGCCUUGCACCCCUGCCAAAAACAAGACAACAAAAGGACCAACAUUCAGGCUCCUUUGAAAACUUCCUUGAUAAUCUGACGGGAGCAACCCCUGAAUGUACAAUCAGGGAUGGCCAUGUGCACCCCAUGGACCUGCAGAUGGCCAUUUUCCACUGUGCUGAUGACUUCCUGAGACAGACCCUUGCAACCAAGCUGGCGUUCUGCCAACUGCCCCUGCCUCUGCUGCUGCCCAACCCGGGCACUUCACACAUCGAGUUCCCACUCUAUGCCCUUAGCCAAAUCCAAAGGAGCUGGAAAGAG
Molecule: messenger RNA, 3253 nt
Organism: Ficedula albicollis (Collared flycatcher)
Lineage: Eukaryota; Metazoa; Chordata; Aves; Passeriformes; Muscicapidae
Product: interferon-induced very large GTPase 1-like
Exons: 1
Source: RefSeq, a predicted model, not a curated record